AAAAAAGAUCCAUAAAAUCUUUACCCCACAACUCCCUGCCUUACAAAAUCACCCCAAAAGAUCCCAACAUAACUUCAUAACUACAUAAUUCUAAUUUGAUCACUCACUUCAAAUUAGACAUGGCUGCUCUUCCUUCAAUAAGCCAUCACUCUCCUUCAUCUUCUUUAUAUCCUAAUUACCAAUCUUCACCAUUGAUAUUUGCUUCAAAAUCUAAUCAAGACUCUGUGUGUUUCUUGGCAGUAAGAUCAGUUACAUAUACUUCAAGGAGAAGAUUGUCUUCACACACUGUUCCAAGGGGCCUCAAGAUCCAAAGUGCAGCUACAAAACCUGCAAAAUCACCAGCUGAAGAAGAUUGGAAGACUAAGAGGGAGUUUCUUCUACAAAAAAGGGUAAGGAGUGUUGAUGUGAAGGAGGCUUUGCGCCUACAGAAAGAAAAUAACUUUGUGAUUCUUGAUGUACGACCUGAAGCGGAAUUUAAAGAGGCUCAUCCUCCAGGUGCUAUCAAUGUGCAAAUAUAUAGGCUUAUAAAGGAGUGGACAGCAUGGGACAUUGCUAGGCGUGCUGCAUUUGCGUUUUUCGGCAUCUUUGCUGGCACAGAAGAGAACCCAGAGUUUUUGCAGAGUGUGGAAUCAAAACUAGGUAAAGAUGCAAAGAUAAUAGUGGCAUGCUCAGCCGGGGGCACAAUGAAGCCAUCACAAAGUCUCCCUGAAGGCCAACAAUCAAGAUCACUGAUAGCUGCCUACUUGCUAGUCCUCAAUGGUUACACAAAUGUCUUCCACUUAGAAGGGGGGCUUUACACUUGGUUCAAAGAGGGAUUACCGGCAGCUUCAGAAGAGUGAAGUAGCAGUACUUUUAAAGCUGUUGCUUCCAGAGAAGCUCAAGUUUUGCCCUUAACGCUGAUUGUAAUGUAAUGUACUUGUGUGACGACUGACACCACCUUUAUCCAUCGAUUGAGAAUGUUAAUUGUAUCAAGACUCAGUUUUUAUCAUAUCAU
Molecule: messenger RNA, 994 nt
Organism: Pistacia vera
Lineage: Eukaryota; Viridiplantae; Streptophyta; Magnoliopsida; Sapindales; Anacardiaceae
Product: rhodanese-like domain-containing protein 14, chloroplastic
Exons: 6
Coding region: 120-839 (239 amino acids)
Cellular component (GO): chloroplast
Source: RefSeq, a predicted model, not a curated record